Limulus polyphemus (Atlantic horseshoe crab) is the source of this 489-nucleotide messenger RNA. RefSeq names its product synaptotagmin-7-like. Gene Ontology annotation, biological process: vesicle fusion; calcium-ion regulated exocytosis; cellular response to calcium ion. Gene Ontology annotation, molecular function: calcium-dependent phospholipid binding; SNARE binding; calcium ion binding. The record is from RefSeq and is a predicted model, not a curated record. The annotation marks the transcript as partial. Gene Ontology annotation, cellular component: axon; synapse; membrane. The transcript has 3 exons. Lineage: Eukaryota; Metazoa; Arthropoda; Merostomata; Xiphosura; Limulidae.
ACACUAAAAAUAACGUUGUUUUUUUUUGUUGUUGUUGUUUUUCUCAAGCAACAAGAAGCAGCGGCAGAUUUAGCCCUCGAGAUGAGCGAACCGGCUGAGCCAGCAGGACAGAUCCAGUUCAGUUUAGAGUUUGAUAUAUAUUCGUCUGUUCUGACUCUGAAGAUUAUUCAAGCCAAGGGGUUGCCGGCUAAAGACGUCACUGGAACUAGCGACCCCUAUGUGAGGAUUUGUUUGCUUCCAGACAGAAAACACAAGCUUGAGACCAAAGUUAAACAUCGAACUUUAAACCCUCGUUGGAACGAAACAUUUUACUUUGAGGGUUAUCCUCUCGCCAAGCUCCAGAAGUCAAUCCUUUACUUACAUGUCUUCGAUUACGACCGCUUCAGUCGUGAUGAUCCAAUAGGAGACGUUUAUCUUCCCCUUUCCCAAGUGGACUUCACCAAGAAGCCUUGUUUGUGGAAGUGUAUCAGAGCAGCGGAAGACACGAAG